GGAACGUGGGGCGGAAGUGGCUGGGAAGGGAAUGGGGGUGUUUAACUCGGGUGCUGGAGGGGACACUGGUGGACGGACUGGGUGCAUGGAGUUGGUGUCGAUGGAGGAUCAGGACGCCAGGGUUCCAGCCCUGGAACCAUUCAGGGUGGAGCAGGCACCACCUGUAAUCUACUAUGUCCCUGACUUCAUCUCCAAGGAAGAGGAAGAGUAUUUGCUUCGACAGGUCUUCAAUGCCCCAAAGCCAAAGUGGACCCAGCUCUCUGGGAGGAAGUUACAGAACUGGGGUGGGCUCCCCCAUCCCCGGGGGAUGGUUCCUGAGCGGCUUCCUCUGUGGCUCCAGCGCUACGUGGACAAAGUAUCUGACCUCAGCCUUUUUGGGGGUCUCCCAGCCAACCACGUCCUUGUGAACCAGUAUCUGCCUGGGGAGGGCAUCAUGCCCCACGAGGACGGGCCACUCUACUACCCGACCGUCAGCACCAUCAGCCUGGGCUCCCACACCAUGCUGGACCUCUACGAGCCGCGGCAGCCAAAGGAUGAUGACCCUGCAGAGCAGCCCCGGUCCCCGCCCCGGCCAGCCACCUCGCUGCUGCUGGAACCGCGCAGCCUGCUGGUGCUCCGAGGCACCGCCUACACGCGCCUCCUGCACGGCAUCGCAGCUGCCCGCGUGGACGCGCUGGACGCCACCUCCCUGCCGCCCAACGUCGCCGCCUGCCCGUCGGCGCGGCCCGGAGCCAGCCUGGUGCGCGGUACGCGCGUCUCGCUGACCAUCCGCCGCGUGCCCCGCGUGCUGCGCACCGGCCUCCUGCUCAGCAAGUGAAGCCAGGCGCCCGGCCCGCUCGCAUUCCCCGGCUCUGCGCCUCCUCCCUCCUGGCAGCUGCGACCCUGUGACCUUGGAACCCUGGGGCCGAGGCGGGAGGCCCCACCCCCGCCGCGGGUUAUUUAUUUUCCCUGUAACUUUGUGGGAACUACAGGAAGAGGUUGCAUUUCAAAUAAACCAAUAAAAAUCA
Molecule: messenger RNA, 1007 nt
Organism: Odobenus rosmarus divergens (Pacific walrus)
Lineage: Eukaryota; Metazoa; Chordata; Mammalia; Carnivora; Odobenidae
Gene: ALKBH6
Product: alkB, alkylation repair homolog 6 (E. coli)
Exons: 7
Coding region: 32-817 (261 amino acids)
Source: RefSeq, a predicted model, not a curated record